AUGAUGUGGAACACCAACCUCCGCUGGCGACUGCCGUUCACCUGCUUGCUCCUGGAGUUGGCCAUGGUGGUCCUCUUCAGCCUGUUUGUGCGCUACGACUUCGAGGCUGACCCCCACUGGACGGAGGAAAAGAAGUACAGGCACAUCACCAGCGACCUUGAGAAUGACUUCUACUAUCGCUACCCGAGCUUUCAGGACGUGCACGUGAUGAUCUUCGUGGGUUUCGGCUUUCUCAUGACCUUCCUGCAACGUUACAGCUUCAGCGCGGUGGGUUUCAACUUCCUGCUGGCGGCCUUUGGUAUCCAGUGGGCGCUGCUCAUGCAGGGGUGGUUCCACACCUUCCAAGAUGGCUACAUCUUCCUGGGCUUGGAGAGCCUCAUCAAUGCAGACUUCUGCGUGGGCUCAGUCUGUGUGGCCUUUGGGGCAGUCCUGGGCAAAGUCAGCCCUGUUCAGCUGCUCAUCAUGACUCUCUUCCAAGUGACCCUCUUUGCAGUGAAUGAAUUCAUUCUCCUCAACGUGCUGCUGGUGAAGGAUGCAGGCGGCUCCAUGACCAUCCACACGUUUGGCGCUUACUUUGGGCUCACAGUGACCUGGAUGCUCUACCGACCCAACCUACAGAAGAGCAAGGAGAGGCAGAGUUCUGUGUACCACUCGGACCUCUUUGCCAUGAUUGGCACCCUCUUCCUGUGGAUGUACUGGCCUAGCUUCAACUCAGCUGUGUCCAACCAUGGGGAUGCCCAGCACCGGGCUGUCAUCAACACCUACUGCUCCCUGGCGGCAUGUGUGCUCACCUCGGUGGCACUGUCCAGUGCCCUGCACAAGAAGGGCAAGCUGGAUAUGGUGCACAUCCAGAAUGCCACACUGGCAGGAGGUGUGGCUGUGGGCACCGCUGCUGAGAUGAUGCUCAUGCCCUACGGCUCCCUCAUCAUUGGUUUCAUCAGUGGCAUCAUCUCUACCCUGGGCUUCGUGUACCUGACGCCUUUCUUGGAGGCCCACAUGCAUAUUCAGGAUACAUGUGGCAUUCACAAUCUGCACGGCCUGCCUGGCCUCAUCGGUGGCAUAGUGGGUGCGGUGACAGCAGCCUCUGCCAACUUGCAAGUGUAUGGGCAGGAAGGGCUUGCCCAUGCCUUUGACCUUGAAAGUGGCAAGACUAACAGGACCACAGAUCUUCAGGGCAGUUUCCAGGCUGCCGGCAUCUUUGUGUCCAUAGCCAUGGCCCUGGUGGGCGGUGGUGUUGUAGGAAUCAUUUUGAAACUCCCAUUCUGGGCACAGCCUGCAGAUGAGAACUGCUUUGAGGAUGAGAUCUACUGGGAGAUGCCGGAAAAACAAGAGACCAUAAGCUCCCACCCUGAGAACCCUGCCCUCAAGACCGUGGCACCCUAA
Molecule: messenger RNA, 1383 nt
Organism: Chrysochloris asiatica (Cape golden mole)
Lineage: Eukaryota; Metazoa; Chordata; Mammalia; Afrosoricida; Chrysochloridae
Gene: RHCG
Product: Rh family, C glycoprotein
Exons: 10
Coding region: 1-1383 (460 amino acids)
Biological process (GO): ammonium homeostasis; ammonium transmembrane transport
Cellular component (GO): apical plasma membrane; plasma membrane; basolateral plasma membrane
Molecular function (GO): ammonium channel activity
Source: RefSeq, a predicted model, not a curated record